CUUCUAGUAAAUGCUUCUGGUAGACGAAGACAUUCCCCGCUUCUCGCCAUCGUUACUAGAAAAUGAAGAUACGUUUGAAUAUAUUUUCAAUUUUAUAAUUUCAAAUUUUGAUAUAAUAUGAAAAUUUAAUGUUGUAUAAUAAAAGGAUAUUUUACCUUUGUAAAGAGCAGUGUACUAAAGAUGUGGCUGUAUGGGUGUUUCCAAAACCGUUAAAAAAAAUCAAAAGAGACAUACGUUUUUGUCACAUAAUGUGUCAAAUGUCUUUCAUUGAAUUUCAAUUCUAAUAACAGAAUAAUGAGGUGUAAUAUCGGGUAAGAGUUUAUUAUAUAGUAAUGGUUUCAUUUGUAAAUUACUAACGUUAUAAUGUAUAAACUUGGCUAAUUUACAAAAGUGUGCGAAAUGUGCAGCUAAGCUAUUUGAAAAGAAGAAGAAAAGUUUACAAAAACAAAACAAUUAUAUAUAAUUUUAACACAAGUAUCAAAAGCACAUUUUAUUAAAAAUAUUUAGUCUGCAUGAACAAAAAGAUUUAAUUACGUACCACCACUAAGGUUUAGAUAGAAUUUAAAUAGACUGAAAUACAAUUUAUUAUAACAUUGAAAAAUGGCAACAUCAAAUGUAGUGAUUCCUGCAAAUUCAUUAGAAUUUGAAAAGUUAUGUGAUUUGUUUGAGAAACUUUUCAAAACCAAAAAAAAUAAGAAGAAAUACCAAAAUUCUGGUAAAAAACAGGAGCAAUAUGAAAUUUUAGAAAAUUUUAUCAACCAUUUUAAAGUAUGUGUAGCUUCUAUUCAAGGACAAAAGAAUGGAACUAUUUUUCCAGUUCUAAGACUUCUACUACCAGACUGUGACAGAGAUAGGGGUCCUUAUAACCUAAAAGAAAAAAACUUGGGUGUUUUAUUAGUCAAGGUUCUAUCUCUUAGCAAACAGUCUGGUACAGCUAAGAAGCUUUUGAAUUUUAAGUCAGUAGAUAGCUCUCAAGAUAGUGACUUUGCUGGAGUAGCAUACUUUGCUCUAAAAAGUUAUAUUCAUACAAAAAAUAGUAUAGUGACAAUUGGUAUUAUUAAUGAAAUCCUAGACAAAAUAGCAAAUGCAGAAGUAGGCAAGAAAGGAUCUAUAUUAGAUGACACUUUUGUUUAUGCAUUGAAAAAUUUAACAGCAGAACAAUUUAAAUGGUUUCUGAGAAUUAUAUUGAAAGAUCUAAAACUUGGGAUUGGAUCAAAUCGUAUCUUAGCUGCAUUCCAUCCAGAUGCUCCUGAAUGUUUUAAAAAUUGUGGUAGUCUCUCCAAGGUGUGUGAUGAGCUUGAGGAUGGUGAUACUCGUCCACUAGAAUUGGGCAUCAAAGUAUUUUAUGCCAUCAGUCCAAUGCUAUCUGAGCGACUUGACGUAACACAACUCGAACAACAUAUCUCUUUUGAUAAAACUUAUAUCGUUGAAAAUAAAUUUGAUGGUGAAAGAUUUCAGGUACACAUGGAAAAUGGGGUCUUCGAAUAUUAUUCCAGAAAAGGUCACAAAUACUCUGAUAACUAUGGAAAAACAUAUGACUCUGGAUCACUGACACCCCUCUUAAAAGGUUGUUUCAAUUCUGAAGUAACAAGUUUUAUAUUGGAUGGAGAGAUGAUGGGCUGGCAUAAAGUAAAUGAGCAUUUCAGUUGUAAAGGUAUGGCAUUUGAUGUAAAAAAAAUUACGAGUUAUUCAAGUUACCGUCCCUGUUUCUGUGCAUUCGAUGUGUUGUUCUAUAAUGGCCGACAUCUCAUUGGCUCGCAAGAAAAAGGCGGCAUAUCAUUAAAAGAAAGAUUAAAAAUAUUGGACUCGUUAUUUAGUAAUGUGACUGGAGUAAUACAAAACAGUGUAAGGGAAACCGUUAAAAAUAGUAAAGAUAUAUUAGAUAAACUCAAUCAAGCUAUAGAAAAUGAAGAAGAAGGAAUUGUUUUAAAAGAUGUGGAAUCCUACUAUAUACCAAGUCGAAGAAACGCCGGCUGGUAUAAAAUUAAACCAGAGUACACUGAAAGCACAAUGACAGACCUAGAUCUGGUUAUAAUAGGAGCCGAUGAGGCCGCAAAUAAAAAACACGGUCGAGCUAGAUCUUUCUAUGUUGCUUGCGUCGAUAAAUCUACACCGGGUGAACCGAACUCUAGUACACGUUGGCUUUGCGUCGGUCGUGUCGUAACAGGACUCUCUCACGCGGAACGCGAAUCUUUGUGCACUGUAUUAGAGAAAUAUUGGACACCUACACGAAUUAUGCCAGCACCACCACAACUAGUCUUUAACAAGGAAAAACCAGAUUUUUGGAUAUUGCCUGAACAUUCGACUGUUUUACAGGUCCGCGCGACAGAAUUGAUACGCAGUGUUAGCUACGGUACAGAGUACACUCUGCGUUUCCCCCGCGUAGAGCGCAUACGCAACGACAAACCUGUUGAUGACGUCAUAACACUCGACUACUUCGACGGACUCACGCCGGUUAAAGACCCAGUAAAAAAACUAAGCUCAAAGCUGGUUAGUUCAGAAUUAAUGGGUACUGCUACCCAAAAAAUAAGAGGAAAACGACGAGCUAAAGAAAUUCAAGUAGCAGAGCAAUUCCGUACUACUAUUGCUGAUCCUGUCGAAGUAACAUCAAAGGCAUUACAGGGCAGAAAAAUAUGUAUACUAUCAGAUAAUGAACUGUGUAGCAGAUCAGAAUUAUUGAAAAUAGUAAAAAGGCACAGCGGUAUUGCCGUAUCUAAUGUUGGACCAGACACAUGGUGUGCAGUAGUUGGUAAAAUCAAUAAACGCGAAAGGGCAAUAAUCGAGUCACAGAUAUACGAUGUGGUCAGCUGUGUUUGGCUUAUCAACUUACCGUCUUCCGAGUCUCCUUGCACUAUUACACCAUUAGAUAUGCUCGCCAUGAAGAAGACGACGCGAGAACUCCUUUGUAGGGAAUAUGACGAGUUUGGCGAUUGUUACACCACAGAUAUUAACGAAGAGACAUUAAAAAAGAUAUUCGCAAGAAUCGAUGAGCGUGAACAAAACAUAUACCUUACGAAACAGGAGAUGUUAAAUAUUGACCAUGAAUUGUUUGGAGCAAUCAAUCCGUAUUCUUUUCUACGACCAUGUUGUAUUCACGUAUAUAACAAUAACAAGUUUGAUGCUAUUAAAGCAAAAAUGUUCGGUGCCACAUUAUGUGAAGUUAAUUCAUCAAGCCUUACUCAUAUUAUCAUAUCUAAAUCAACAAACAGUGACGAGAUUAUUGAACUAAAAAAAGGAAAACAUGCUCUUAUAGUGUCCGAAGAAUGGUUAGAUGAGUGUUAUCAUAAGAAAAUUUCACAACAGUUGCCAGUAGUAUACAUAGAAGUCUUAGGGUGUGGGUUUCAGGGCCGUGCUUAG
Molecule: messenger RNA, 3357 nt
Organism: Diatraea saccharalis (sugarcane borer)
Lineage: Eukaryota; Metazoa; Arthropoda; Insecta; Lepidoptera; Crambidae
Source: the annotation of a GenBank genome assembly